CUCUGAAACUAUUUUCUGCUAUAACUAUGAAGGCAAUUACUUGGUUUGUUGUUGCACUUGUUGUGCUACAACAUGGUGGAACAGUCUGUGGCCAGCUUAACAACUACUUCUACAGCUAUACUUGUCCAUAUUUGGAGAGAAUUGUGUCCAGUGUUGUCAGAUCUGCUGUGAUGAAUGAGACAAGAAUGGCAGCUUCUCUUCUUCGCCUCCAUUUUCAUGAUUGUUUUAUUAACGGAUGUGAUGCCUCAGUUUUGCUAGAUGACACAGACAGCUUUGAAGGAGAGAAAACCGCUGGUCCUAAUCUUAACUCAGCGAGAGGAUUUGAAGUCAUUGAUACCAUAAAAGCAGCUGUGGAAAGUUCAUGCAAUGCCACUGUUUCAUGUGCAGACAUUCUCAGCCUUGCUGCUAGAGAUUCAGUCUAUAUGACUGGGGGACCUUAUUGGCAAGUAAACCUGGGAAGAAGAGAUGGUACGACUGCAAAUAAAAGUGCAGUAAAUGCCAACAUCCCAUCUCCUUUUGAUUCGCUUGAUACAAUCAUCAAAAAAUUUCAGAGCAUUGGACUAUCAGUCCAAGAUAUGGUAGUACUCUCAGGUGCUCAUACAAUAGGCUCUGCUCACUGCAAUACUUUCAGCUCAAGGCUAUUCAAUUUCAACAGCACAAGCAGCCCAGACCCAACAAUUGAGCAAUCCAUGUUGGGAAACCUGCAAAGUCUAUGCCCAGAUGGCAGCAGUGAUCCUAACACACUGGCUCCACUGGACUCUGUGACUAAAGACACAUUUGAUAAUUACUACUUCAAAAACCUUCAAAACAGUAAGGGUGUUCUUCAGUCUGAUCAAGCUCUGUUCUCAACUCCAAAUGCAUCUACUGCGCUCUAUGUUAAUUACUACAGCAAUUUUCCCAAUGCCUUCUUCAUGGACUUUCGUGUUUCUAUGAUGAAGUUGGCAAACCUAAAUGUUCUCACAGGUUACAAUGGAGAAAUUAGGAAAAAUUGCAGGUUUAGAAAUUGAUGAACUGAGAAACUCUUUAAGGAAAAUCAGUCAUAGCAUGAUUUCCAACAAGUAGUUAGGUCAAGUGGUAAAAAAGUGCAAUUUAAUAAUGGUAGCUCAGACUAUGGAGCUUGCAUGCUGUACUGUUGCUUUCUUAUAGGAUAAAGAGUUAUGAAUCUUUGCUUAGUGCAUUCUCGUCCAGGAGCUUCUCAGUGAGCAAUUGCUGAUUAUAGUCUUCUCUUCUCACCUUGAAUUGUCUAAAAUGGAACAUGACUUUGACAUU
Molecule: messenger RNA, 1269 nt
Organism: Cryptomeria japonica (Japanese cedar)
Lineage: Eukaryota; Viridiplantae; Streptophyta; Pinopsida; Cupressales; Cupressaceae
Product: peroxidase A2-like
Exons: 4
Coding region: 27-1007 (326 amino acids)
Biological process (GO): response to oxidative stress; hydrogen peroxide catabolic process
Molecular function (GO): heme binding; peroxidase activity
Source: RefSeq, a predicted model, not a curated record